AUGGACCGCUUUUCGUGGUCAAAUGGGCUCUUAGAAAUAAACGAAACAUUAGUGAUCCAACAACGAGGUGUCAGACUGUAUGACGGGGAUGACAAGGCUAAGCUGGACGUCGGAGUUGCCUUGUUGAGCACCCAUCGGUUGAUCUGGAGGGACGUCAAAAAUCACGAAUGCUGCAUAGCCAUGCCCCUGUCACAGAUCAUUUUCUUUGAGGAGCAGGCUGCAGGGAUAGGAAAGAGUGCUAAAAUCGUCGUCCACCUGCACCCUGCACCUGUCAACAAGGAGCCUGGUCCCUACCAACACAGCAAGUACACCUUCAUCAAGCUGUCCUUCAAAGAACAUGGACAGAUUGAGUUUUACAGGAGGCUAACGGAGGAAAUGACCCAGAAGAGGUGGGAGAGUACGCCAGCUGCACAACCCAUCCCCACAGGAACUGGCUCUCAGGCAGGAAGGACUCGCGCAGUGGGGAUCGUUGGCAUUGAGAGGAAGAUAGAGGAGAGGAGGAAAGAAACAGACAAAAACAUCUCCGAGGCUUUUGAGGACCUCAGUAAGCUCAUGGUGAAGGCCAAAGAGAUGGUGGAGCUGUCCAAAUCUAUAGCCAACAAGAUCAAAGACAAGCAGGGAGACAUAACAGAGGACGAGACAAUUCGGUUUAAGUCCUACCUGCUGAGCAUGGGUAUCGCCAACCCCGUUACCAGGGAGACGCAUGGAUCAGGCACACAUUACCAUUUGCAGCUGGCUAAGCAACUGGGGGAUAUGCUGCAGGCCCCUCUCGAGGAGCGCGGGGGUAUGAUGGCUCUCACGGAGGUUUAUUGUCUCGUCAACCGUGCCAGAGGGAUGGAGCUUUUAUCCCCAGAAGAUUUGGUGAACGCGUGCAAGAUGUUUGAGACGUUGAAGCUCCCGCUGAGACUGCGGGUGUUUGACAGCGGCGUGAUGGUGGUCCAGCUGCAGUCUCACAGCGAAGAGGAAAUGAUAGCCUCAGCACUGGACAAUGUGUCAGACAAAGGCUCUCUGACAGCAGAGGAGUUCGCCAAGCUUCUGGGUCUCUCCGUUCUUCUGUCGAAAGAGCGGUUGCUGCUGGCUGAGAAGAUGGGCCACCUGUGUAGAGACGACUCUGUUGAGGGUUUGAGAUUCUACCCAAACCUCUUCUGACCUGUUUACAGAACCCAAACUAAGUGGUGGAAAAAAACAAACUCAGACUUGGCUCCACUGUCUCUACUGAUGAGCUGGAUGCAUUAAAAAAAAAAAAAAAAGCAGCACAUAUAUAAACCACUAGGCAGCACUGAACCUGUCCAGUCUGCUUCCGAUUGCUGAACGGUUGGUGUUCUGUUGGUGGUAAAUCUCUGUGAAAAUCCACUGUAAAUAUUACCAGCUAGUCUUUAUCUAGGUCCAAGAGAAAAAAGGAAACGUUUAUCAGGAGGGAACGAAAAUGUAAAAUACUGUACAUUCAGCAAAGUUUUCCCAAAAUGUUGCUUUUUUUUUUUUUUUUUUUUGGUGGAAUGCUGAAAAAUAAAUGAUGUUUUUAGUAAUAAAUGGGUUUGGGAAAGACUGUUAUGAAAAAAGCCCCUAGCCCCUGAUCGCAUUUUUUUCUAAGUAAAAAAAUACAUUUAUGUAAUAAAUAAUUGAGGAAUUCA
Messenger RNA from Acanthopagrus latus (yellowfin seabream), 1631 nucleotides. RefSeq names its product vacuolar protein sorting 36 homolog (gene vps36). Bases 1 to 1149 code for a protein of 382 amino acids. Gene Ontology annotation, cellular component: ESCRT II complex; late endosome membrane. The transcript is spliced from 14 exons. Lineage: Eukaryota; Metazoa; Chordata; Actinopteri; Spariformes; Sparidae. Gene Ontology annotation, biological process: protein transport to vacuole involved in ubiquitin-dependent protein catabolic process via the multivesicular body sorting pathway. The record is from RefSeq and is a predicted model, not a curated record. Gene Ontology annotation, molecular function: ubiquitin binding; phosphatidylinositol-3-phosphate binding.